CCUAACAGAAAAAAAAACAAAACAAAACCCAAAACACUUCUUUCUCAACUGUGAGGUUGCGGACUUUCUUUGUGGACAGAGUCCUCCUCAGACCCCUCCAUGCUGGACCUGGACACGAGCUCAGACCCUCCCGUUUCUUGGAGGAGUAUUUAUUAAAAACCAAGUAGGUUCGAGGCCGGUCAAGUCAACCAGCCCGAGAAAGAUCCAGACCCGGCCCCACCCAGGCCGGAGGAAGAGCGGAAACUAAACAAGCAGGUGCACUUCACCGGGACAAAUUCGAACAAAACCCCCCAAGGCCGCGAGAGACGCCCUCUUAGAAUCCGAAGGGCAAGAGGGCCUGUCUGCGCAUGCCCGGAGGCGGCGCGUCCCACCGCGUCACCGCGCGGCGGCUGCGCGUGACGUCACUCCCCAGCGCCGGCAGGAAGAGGCCCCGGGCGCGCACGUGGGUGGCGGAGAGGCCAGAGAAAUGGCGAGUUCCGUAGGGCUGGCGCUGUGCGGGGAAGCGCUGGUGGUGCGAGGCGGCAGCCGGUUGCUGGCCACCUCCACUUCGAGCAGUGAUGGUGACAGCCUUUUCACAUAUGACUGCAGUACUGCACAAAAGAAGACACAAGAACAAGAGCAAAAAGGGGAGGACGGACAGCCCGGGGAUAAAGGGAGUGACACGAUCCUGGCGUCCACCUUCUCCAAGUCUGGCAGCUAUUUUGCUUUAACCGAUGACAGUAAGCGUCUGAUUCUUUUCCGUACAAAACCAUGGCAAUGUCUGAGUGUCAGGACCGUGGUGAGGAGGUGCACGGCCCUGACCUUCACGGCCUCCGAGGAGAAGGUCUUGGUGGCGGACAAGUCUGGGGAUGUCUAUUCCUUCUCGGUGCCGGAGCCGCACGGGGGCGGCAAGCUUGAACUCGGACACCUGUCGAUGCUGCUGGACGUGGCCGUGAGUCCUGACGACCGCUUUGUCCUCACCGCCGACCGGGACGAGAAGAUCCGGGUCAGCUGGGCCACGGCUCCGCACAGCAUCGAGUCCUUCUGCCUGGGCCACACCGAGUUUGUCAGCCGUAUCUUCGUGGUGCCCGAUCACCCAGAGCUGCUGCUGUCUUCCUCCGGGGACCGCACCCUGAGGCUCUGGGAGUACAGAAGCGGCCGGGAGUUGCAUUGUUGUCACCUGAGCGGCCUGCAGGAGCCGGCGGAGCCCUGGAGCGACCAGAGGUUUGCUGCGUCCAGGAUUGCCUACUGGCCCCGGGAGCAGUGUGUGGCGCUGCUGUGUGACAGGCUCCCGGUGGUCUUCCUCUUCCAGCUGGACACCGCCCGGCGGCAGUUGGUCCACAGACAGCAGCUGUCUUUCCAGCACAGAGUGUGGGACGCCGCCUUCGAGGAGAGUCGGGGGCUCUGGGUCCUGCAGGACUGCCAGGAGGCCCCCCUCGUGCUCUGCAGGCCGGUGGACGGCCACUGGCAGUCCGAUGGCGACAGCGCCGAGGUGGAGAGGCUCUCCGCUGUCCUUCGCGGGAACUGGGCCAUGCUGGAAGGCUCUGCUGGCACAGACGGUGGCUUCAGCAGCCUCUACAAGGCCACCUGCGACAACAUGACCACCUACCUGAAGAGGAAGGAGGAGCGGCUGCAGCAGCAGCUGGAGAGGAAGCGGCGCCGGGACCCGCCGCCCGGGCACAACGGGCCGGCCAAGAGGGCGAAGGCCGGGGAAGAGCCUCAGGGCUGCUCGUCCUGACACAGGGGCGUGGGCAGCCCCGGGAAGCAGGGCCCGCAGCGCCCCCCUCGACAGGGAAGGGCGUCCCCCGACUCAGGCCGGGGCCCUGGACCCUGGGCUUUGCUCCUGUCCCCUCGCCUCCUGGAUGGGGGCGCCUCGGGCUGGGGCAACCCGGGGAGGCGCCUGCAGAGGCCAGCGAGUCGGGUCCGUGGACGGAGGCGGCCCGGGACGCUCCUCCACGGGUGGUGACGGGACCGCGGGGAGGCAUCCUCUGGGGUGGCGCUGGGCGCACCGCGGCCCAGGAACACCCGCUCCACCCGCCUCGUCGCUCAGCAGGACGGCUCGCCGGCAGCUUCUGGAAAUGCAGCACGACACGUGGAGCUGAUGGCAAAAUACAUGGAGCAAAAAACCCGUUUCUGA
Messenger RNA from Sus scrofa (pig), 2116 nucleotides. It is a transcript of the gene WDR4, whose product is annotated as WD repeat domain 4. Gene Ontology annotation, cellular component: tRNA methyltransferase complex; cytosol; nucleus. Lineage: Eukaryota; Metazoa; Chordata; Mammalia; Artiodactyla; Suidae. Gene Ontology annotation, biological process: RNA (guanine-N7)-methylation; tRNA modification. Gene Ontology annotation, molecular function: protein binding. The record is from RefSeq and is a predicted model, not a curated record.